GGGUUCAGUCAAGUUUCUCUUCGCCGCAAACGCGCACGAUCUUGUCUGCUCUACCAGCCUUUAAAUUACAGUGCGGAACGCGCAGUGCUCAGUUGUCAGUGAGACUUCGUAUUGGAUUGUAUCAAGAUUGUUUUCUGAUUGUUCUGUUUGCUCAAGAUGUAUACCACGGACACGCUGCUGAUAUCCUGUGGUUGUAACCAGUUUGCUUUGGCCAAUUUGUCGCAAGACAGCAGCAAUGAGGGUGCCCCAUCUGGAGAGGAGGCACAAAGAGCGUCUAUGACGAUCAGUGAAGCUCUCGCUGCCUGCCUGACCCAAGCCGUGAGGGAGAGGAGAGUCGCCUCUGGUGUGCUGGACUGUGCCAAACUUUUGGGAUGCCGUCCGGGCCGUGUGAUGCUAUGUAUACUUCCGGAAGUGAGGCAACAUGACGUCGCUGUGCACAUAGAGCAUGUCCUCAUCCGCUCCUUCUGCAAGGAAAACGACAUCCGUCUGCUCACGGUCAAAGACGAGCAACGACUGACUGAGCUUGUGACGCCUAACGGAGAGAGCCAGGAGAGUUACGUGUCAUGUCUCCUCGUCGAGUCACCCGUGGAUGGCCAGAGCGAGGCUGACGAGUUCGUCUGCGGCUAUCAUGACGUCAUCAUGGCCAGAGACAUCCUGCCCAAGCCCGUCAUACAGCUGCCGGAUUGAUCGAGGUUCCCAUUGUUCUAGAUCUAAACAUCUCUCAUAAAACGUCAUGGAAGCCCACCCAUGCGCGCGGCCGCCGCCGCUCUUGUCCGGCACAGGUCGCUCACCGUCAAGUGAUCCAGCGCAGGUCGGCGCCCCUAAAAAGAAAGCACCGUGUUCAUGUAUGUGUGUGUCCAGGUUUGGCUCACACAGCAGUCAUACAUGUGUCCAGAUUUGGACUUCACAACCACCGUUUGUAUGUCCAGAUUUGACACUGCCAAGUGCACUGUCCUGCCAGGAUCCAGUAUGCCAGUUUGGUGAAUUGCAAGUUUAAGUUGGAGUUUGUGGGGAACUGUACAGGUUUUUGCUCCGGUCAAGUUUGGUCAAGCAUAGCCACAUGGUCCACUCCUAUUUCAGGUCUCAGAAACAGGUCAACCAAUUCAGUGUGCCAGGACUGACUGGUGUGGACGUGAGAUCAAAGAUGCCGUGACUGUCCAAACAUAAUGUUAUGUCUUGCCCCGUGGAGAAGAUGUGUACGUUUGUUAUGUAGGCCUAUGUUUAUGAGCGUGCACACUGCAAGAACCUGUCCAGCCCGUCCCACAAGACGAUCACGGUGUCUUCACAACUCUGAGAGCUGCAAGUGUUCCGAGAGCCGCAAACGUUCCGAGAGUCACAAACGCUCUACUGAAGUGAGAUGCACACAAAGUCAUGCAUGGGAACGCUCACAUUUGCAUAAUGAAUACCACCUGAAGUUGUGGACAUGAUUGUAUCUGUUAUAGGUUUAUAUUGUCAGAGCUGGUUUCUUAUCUUACAUUUUGUAGAUUGCUUAGAAUUACAUUUUGUUGUUUCAUAGAGCAAUAUUCUGUGAUUUUUAAGUGAAUGAAAUUGUUGCAUUCUGUAGGUUUUUAAAGUUUUUGUUAGUUUGUUCCUUAGAUGAUUCUUGUCAACCCAGAAAAACAUCAAGUAGAAAUGAUAGUGUGAUUUAUCAGAGGCUCUACUUCAUUCAUUGUUUAUAUUGCAUUCUCAUUUUAGGUGCAUUUAAAAUACGGUACUAGACUAAGAUUUAAAGCCAAGGAUAGUUAGUAGCUACAGUUUGGGAAAUGUGAAUCUCCCUACAGGUGUGGCUUUUGGGACUUUGUCAAUAAAAUAUGUAUCUAGUAAAUGGUAACAUCUUGGAACAGCAUCAUGCCUUAUGUAGAUCUCAGUGAUGUACAUCAAUAGUUUGUCGCUAAACUGUACAGGAUUUAAAAUUUUUGAAACACCCUAGAGAUAUUUGCCUUUGUUGACUUUUUUAGUGUCAGUUUAAUUGAAGCUUUUUCUGAUUUGUAGAAUGUCAUAAUUUUGAUGCCAGUACAGAUUCAUUAAAAUGAUGAUGAAAUGUUCA
Aplysia californica (California sea hare) is the source of this 2047-nucleotide messenger RNA. Its product is annotated as growth arrest and DNA damage-inducible protein GADD45 alpha. NCBI's taxonomy places the organism in Eukaryota, Metazoa, Mollusca, Gastropoda, Aplysiida, Aplysiidae. Gene Ontology annotation, cellular component: cytoplasm; nucleus. The transcript is spliced from 4 exons. Bases 157 to 687 code for a protein of 176 amino acids. The record is from RefSeq and is a predicted model, not a curated record. Gene Ontology annotation, biological process: regulation of cell cycle.